AUGGCGGACGUCAAAGUUGACAGUUCUGACUCGGACCAGGAUCCGAAGAAGAAGCGCGGCAAGAACUCCAGGAACACAAAGGCAAUCCAUAGCGCUUCUGAUCAGUCUUCCGACGAAGAAGUUGCGCCACCACCGAAGAAGGCAGCUCGUGGAAGACCGAGGAAAAGCGUGACUCGUCAUGACAGUGACUCUGAUGAGAAACAGCGUCGCCCGUUCAGCGAUAAGAUGGAAACGGAUGCCCUCAGCGAUUUGUUGAAGAGGCGCAAUGCCAAGCUGAAGCGCGACGCUUCUGAUCAGUCUUCCGACGGAGAAGUUGCGAUUGACUCCGACAAAACCCUUUCCUCGGCAUCUUUCGAGGACAUCUUCGAGAGUUUUGAACAGGAGAAUUUUCGCAAAUUCGAAGAACAGGGGAUUGAAUUAUCCGCCCAAGAAAAGGCGGAUUUCCCCAAGAUGACCAAGAUGCAGAAAGAGCAGCUGAUAUUUGACAAAGGCGAGGAGCUUGCUCGCCGCCGUACGAGGGAAGCCAUAGAGCUCAAGAAUGGUCUGGGUAAACCCGGGAAAGUGGUGCCACCGAAGGAAACUAGCGACGAGGAUAGUGACCGCGAUUCCGCAAAGCGUAGUGAGUCGCCGGUUCAGCACACCAGCCGCUACGAAUCGGCUUCACAGCGUUCUCAGACUUUGUCAUGGACACCAUCUGAGUUAGCUGCAGAACGGGACUUUUUCCCGGAUACCCACGGGAAGGAGUCCAGUUCAUCUUCUGAGUCAUCAACAAACACUCGUGCUUGCAGUCCUACUCCAGAGGAGGAAGAGCAAGGCACUCCGAUUGAAACGAAGGCUGACAUCAUGAAGGCUUUGCUCACCCGCUCUACCCUUGCCAAGUUUGUUCACGCUCCGUUCUUCAAAAACACGGUGAAGGAUUGCUUUGUCCGUGUGAACGCUGGUUUGCCACCGAACGCCUACGGUCGUCCUUAUAAGAUUGGCCUUGUUUUGGACGUUUUGGAGACAGCCAAGACGUAUGAAUUUGAAGAACAGCGCACAAACAAGGGUUUGAAACUGCAGUUGGGACCCAGUUACGAACAAAUUGUGCGACUGGAGUCCAUCUCUAAUCAGCAUAUCACCGACACUGAGUUCCAAGAAUGGUUCUUCCCGAUGAAGAAUUCGAAGCCGGGUCUACCGAACAUGGAACAAGUACAGAGGAAAAGCAUUGAGAUCAAGGACGCCUUGCACCACAUAUUCACCGAUACUGAGGUGGAACAGAUGAACAAGGAGCGUCUUCGUUUCGAGCAGAAGACUGGCAAAUUCGCCACCGAAAAACGUUGGCUGAUGAACCAAAAGGAAACGCUAACUGAAGAAGGCAACCUCGAAAAGGCCGCCCAAAUCCAACUGGAACUCCAACGCCUAGAAUCGGUGGCUGAUGAGCUGGACCGCAAACGCCAAGGCUCGACGAUGGGAAUAACGUGGAUCAACAAGCGCAAUCGCAACUUGAUGAAGGAAGCCUGCCUUGGUGACCAAACGGCUCUGGAUCUACAUCUGGGCAGCGCCCCGAUCGCUCGCGAUGCUAAAAUAAAGCACGUCUGUGGUAAAGGCGGAUCAAGCAGCCAGAAGUCAGCGGAAUCGCAAAACACUACCGAGCUGAUCGAUUCGGUGCAACAAUUUCUCGAGGAACUUGCUUCUGCUGAACCGUUGAAGCAGACUGGUGAUGGACCUGAUUCCGGGGUCACCCGCACCGAACUCGACGUCAUGCGCAAGAUGGAAGGCGAUCUAAAUAUGCCAAUAGGCCAAAAGGCUAAGGCUGCUGAACCGGAAGAGCCGGAACGUGUCAAGGGACGUGCGAUGUCGUUCGAGGAAUACAAGGCAAAAACUAGUUCUUCAAUUUGUGAUCUUCCCACAUCGGUGCCACGAUUUCUUCACAUUUUCGUCUACCCGUUGUUU
This is a messenger RNA of Mesorhabditis spiculigera, 1932 nucleotides long. Lineage: Eukaryota; Metazoa; Nematoda; Chromadorea; Rhabditida; Rhabditidae. The record is from the annotation of a GenBank genome assembly.